Molecule: messenger RNA, 633 nt
Organism: Acanthosepion pharaonis
Lineage: Eukaryota; Metazoa; Mollusca; Cephalopoda; Sepiida; Sepiidae
Source: the annotation of a GenBank genome assembly
AUGAAAUAUCCUGAAGCAGGCACUGGUGCUUCUUCCGUCUGUUCAUAUCUAUCUAUCUAUCUAUCUAUCUAUCUAUCUAUCUAUGCUAGUCUGUUCAUAUCUAUCUAUCUACUUUCUUAUGUACUCCUUUUCUUAUUUUCUUUGUCUAUCUAUCUAUCUAUCUAUCUAUCUAUCUAUCUAUCUAUCUAUCUAUCUACUUAUGUACUCCUUUUCUUAUUCUCUUUGUCCAUCUAUCUAUCUAUGCUUUCAUAUGCACUCCUUUUCUUAUUCUCUUUGUCUGUCUGUCUAUCUAUCUAUCUAUCUAUCUAUCUAUCUAUCUAUCUAUCUAUGCUAUCUGUUCAUAUCUAUCUAUCUAUCUAUCUAUCUAUCUAUCUAUCUAUCUAUCUAUCUAUCUAUCUAUCUAUCUUAUCUAUUUUCCUUUUAUUUACUCUUUUUUUUAUUUUAUUUAUCUAUCUAUCUAUCUAUCUAUCUAUCUAUCUAUCUAUCUAUCUAUCUAUCUAUCACUUUUUCUCUAUACCUCCCCAUUCGACAACCACCACCAACUUCCAACUUCAAUCACUGCCCACUCCUUCUGAUUCCCUCCUCCACCCGCCUCCACUGGCUUUCGAUUUUCGUCUUCUUAAAAUUUUAUAA